Cydia pomonella (codling moth) is the source of this 13268-nucleotide messenger RNA. It is a transcript of the gene chb, whose product is annotated as CLIP-associating protein. Gene Ontology annotation, molecular function: microtubule binding. The transcript has 37 exons. Gene Ontology annotation, biological process: microtubule cytoskeleton organization. The record is from RefSeq and is a predicted model, not a curated record. The coding region runs from base 495 to 4856 and encodes 1453 amino acids. NCBI's taxonomy places the organism in Eukaryota, Metazoa, Arthropoda, Insecta, Lepidoptera, Tortricidae. Gene Ontology annotation, cellular component: cytoplasmic microtubule.
ACUACUUAAACGCGCUGGCUGUAUGAGAUUAUUCCAAUGUCACUUUAUGAAUGAAAAAAAAAUGUACUUUCAUGACGCCAUGACAGGUCACGUGAUGUAAAUUUUUGUCGGGCAUGCGCGACAUCACGAAUUUUACAAGUGAUUUUGAAACGAUGGACUUUUUCGCGGAGAAAAUUGUUAUAAAAUACUCUAAUACGAACCUAAAUUUCGAUUACAGUGCAUAAAUAUUCGUGUGUCUCAAGUGUUUGUGUUCCAAAUUGAUUUGUGCAAGGAAGUGUUACUUCGCAAAGGUCAGAUUCUGAAAAAGGUAACAAAACCAUGUGAAAAGUGCCUUAGCACUGCCAGUGUGAAGUGCUCAGUUAAUGUUAAAGUGUUAAACUGUAAAAGUGCUAGCAAAGUGUGAGCAGCAGAGUGUGUGAGUGAGAUGAGAGCUGAAGAGACUUGGACAGUUUGCGUUACGACAAAGGUCGCCGACGAUUGAUUAGCACAACAAGAUGGCCCACUUCCCCCAACCAACAUCACUAGAGGCGGCGCUACCGCUUAUGGUAAAGCCGGACCUCCGUCUGCGGCAGCAACUGGGCGAACAACUACCCGCCCUAGUGCGACGGGAACCAGAGAUUGAACACGACAUAGCUGCUCAACUACUGGAUGCGCUGGUGCAUUGGCUCAAUGGGGGCAACUUUAAGGUGGCCCAAAACGGGCUGGAGACGAUCGCGGCGCUCGCCGAGCGGCUCGGAUCGGAUUUCUCCUGCUACGUGCCCUCGGUACUGCCGCACAUCAUCGACAGGCUGGCAGACACAAAGGAAGGCGUCCGCCACAUGGCGCGAGUGUGUAUCGCGGCGCUAGGGGAGAGUCGUGCCGCCCCGCCCCGCGCGCUCCUGGCUCGCCUCAUCCCCGCGACGCAGCACAAGGCGCCACACACGAGGGAAGAAGCUGUAAAAACUAUACAGACACUAUUAGACACGCACGGCGCGCAAGAACUACAACUCCGAGCGGCCGUACCGAACCUCGCCGGGCUUCUAGGGGACCCCAGCAGUGCAGUCAGGGAUGCAGCCAUGCAACUACUGGUCGACAUGUACAGACAUGUUGGUGAAAGACUGAGGACUGACCUGAAGAAGAAGGAACUGGUGCCGGCGCAGAAGUUGGCGCUGCUAGAACAGAAGUUUGACGAGGUUCGGGAAGCGGGCUUAUUACUGCCUACAGCGAACGCGGGCGUGGACGAGGCGGACUACGUGUCGCGCACCGCGGCGCGGCGCCAGUUCGCCGGCCGCGCCGCCCGCGACGACUCCGGGGCCUCCACGCCAGCGUGUGAAGUACCAAAGAGGACAGUCCCCGGACUGUACAGUCUGCCGUCGGCGAGCAGGAAGCCGCCGCCGCCCACGAAACUAAAUAGUGCGACCAGUGUGUCAUCCGGCGCGAGCGGCACGGCCGGCGAGGCCGGCGCGGUGUCGUGCGAGGCCUUCGAGGCCGCCUUCGCCGCCACCGCGCCCGCCGCCAUCUACGGGGCCCGCGGCCUCGACGACUUGUGCAGGCACGCCGCCGCUCUGCUGGGCGACAAGGCUGCGGAGUGGGAGAGGAGAGUUGAUGCUCUGAAGAAAAUCCGGUCCCUACUGACAGCCAACGCGCACGCGCAGUACCCCGCGGAGUUCGCGGCGCACCUCAAGGAGCUCUCCGUGCCCUUUCUAGUCGUCAUCAAGGACCUGAGGAGUCAGGUGGUCCGAGAAGCGUGCAUCACCAUCGCGCACAUGGCUAAAGUGCUCAAGAACAAGCUGGAGCAGUUCAGCUUGUACAUUCUGCAGGAGCUGAUCAACCUCAUCCAGAACGCCGCCAAGGUGGUAUCAUCAGCGGGCACCGUGUGCGUGCGGUACAUCGUAACAUACGUCCACUGCCCGCGUCUAGUUCCGGUCAUCGCCACCAACUUGACUACGAAUAAAUCCAAAGAGAUCCGCUCUACUUUAAGUGAAAUCCUAGUGCUAAUGCUGGAGAAAUGGUCGCAGCCAGCCAUCGAGAAACAACUGCCCGUAGUGAGAGACGCCAUCCGCCGCGCCUGCAUCGACGCCGACAGCACCGCCAGGACGUACGGCCGCAGAGCAUACUGGGCGUACAAGCGAGCGUUCCCCGCCGACGCCGAGCAACUGUUCGCCCGUCUGGACGCGGCCGCGCAGAAACAACUCGAGCGGGAGAGGAACGUGGGCAGUGUGGACAGCUUGCAGCACGUCGGCACCGAGAAACGAUCCAUCACCAGUCCCCGAAGCCCAUCCGUCAGCGUAUCAGAUCGGUCUCCGAGCGGAGCAGCGGCGCGCUCCGUGUCCGCGGUGGACGCGGCCGCGGCGCAACGUGCGCGCGCGCGCGCCCUCUACUCGCACAUGACGCGCGCCAAGAUGGCGGCCGGCACCGCCAGCCUGCCCCGCGCGAAGAGAUCCCCACAGGGCAACAGCGGAGUCCCGCCGAGCCCGGAGCGAGUGGUCGGCCGCUCGCGGUCGCGCCCGGGCGUGUCGCAGUCACAACCCACGUCUCGGUCGUCGUCGCCGUCGUCGCGCAGCUCGGGCGCGCUGUCGCUGGCGAGCGCGCGGCGCCGGCCCUCCGGCAUCCCGCGCUCGCUGGCCGGCUCCAGGGAGACCAGCCCCACGAGAACCGGUCGAUCCAACAGCGUGGUCGGCUCGGCUAUCCGACGGCGCGAGUCCGUCGAGCGGACCACCCGCGCUCCGUCAGCUACUCUGCGGUUAUUGCAACAAACAAGGGACGCGGAAGGAGUGCUCAGGAGUCCAGAAGACAGUUCCGCGUACGACAGCGGUCGGCGAGAUGACGAUUCUGAAGCUUCCAGCGUCUGCUCGGAGAGGAGCUUGGAUUCUUACAGGAGGCAUGAUAGCGUGUCGUGGUCGGGCUCGGCGUCGCGCCUGGGCUGGGAGGGCUCGCCGCCGCCGCCGCCGCCGCCCGGCGACAUCAUCGCGCUGUGCGCCAGCACGCACUGGACCGAACGCAAAGAUGGCCUCACACAUUUGGCCAACUACCUUAACUCCGGGCGCCUCCUCACCGACUCCCAGCUCCGUCGUCUCACGGAACUCCUCAACAAGAUGUUCGUGGACGCCCACACCAAGGUGUUCAGCUUACUGCUUGAUGCUGUUUGUGAACUGCUCCUCGUCCACUGGCAGCAGCUGAAGGACUGGCUGUACCAGCUGCUCUUCAGGUUACUGAUGAAGUUGGGCACGGACAUUUUGGGCUCCGUGCAAAGCAAGAUAAUGAAGACGCUCGACGUCAUACACGAGUGCUUCCCGCCAGAACUACAGCUGCAUAACAUAUUCAGGUUCCUGGCGGACGGCGCGACGGCCCCGACGGCCAAGACCAAGGCGGCCGCGCUGCGCUUCCUGGCGGCGCUCGCGCACGACUACUGCACGCCCAACGCCUGCGCACAGGCGCUACAAGGUGGCGCUACGGGCGUGGCGGGGCGCGCGCUCGUGAAGGUGGCGGCGCACGCGCAGGAGCCGCGCGCCGCCGACAUCAGGCUCAGCGCCAGGCGCGCCCUGGCUGCCCUCUAUGACUGCAACCCGGUGCCGUUCACGGCCCUAAUGAGCGAGCUGUCGCCCGACACGCAAGCUCUAGUCAACGGAGUGCUGCAGCAGCACGUCAGGAGAACUUCCAGCACCGGCAGCGACUCUCCGCUGCGGACGUCCUCGGCGACGCCCAACUCGGGCACGGACGACGUGCACUCGCGCAUCAGGCGCACCACCACCGAGAUACACACGUACACCGCGCAGCACGCUAACGCUGAGUGCGGUAACCACAUGUCGAGCAAAGACUCCGGGAUCAGUCAGAUGUCUGACGUCACUCUCUCGAAUAGGGGGGUCAACGGGGUACCCAACGGACAUUACAAUGCUGAGAGCGGGCGUGCCGCGUCGGCGGACAGCUCGGAGGAGGCCACCAGCACCAAGGAGUCCUCGCCCGUGCCGCACCACCACCGCCUCGACCUGCCGCCUCACGGGGACUACAACUCGGGCCUAUGUCGUGACAAGAUGAAACCGUACGAGACUGAUGAAAACGGGUUCCUGAUAACCAAAUCCGGCCUCCGCGAGCAAGAGGUCCUCGAGGCCCUCUGCCAGCUGGACACGCAACACGCGCCCCCCGAGCAGUGGGAGCGUCUCCUGCUCGCCACACACGAGAUCCUCAAGUACGGGGACUGCCGCAAGCCGUCUGAAUACUUCAAGAACAUAGUGCGGGUGGCGUUGGCCACGCUGGCAGUCGACGAGAACGCUGGCGACAAGGAGAAUUCUGAGAAUGCGUCCAACGCUCAACAGUCCUCAGGUUGGGCGACGGCGAACGAGCGCGCCGCGGCCGAGGCCGUGAAGGUGCUGGUGUGGCUGUGCCGGCGGCCGGAGACGCGGCCGCAGUGGCUGGACUACUUCGACCUCAUCCUGCUGAAGCUCAUCAACGCCUACGGCGCGCUCAGCAAGGAGGUCAUGCGCGCCGUGGACCACGGCCUGCCGCACGUGGCGCACGCGCUGCCCGCUGCUCAGGUGCUAGCCCUCUUAAAGCCCGUGAUCCGCACCCGAGGGUACCCGACCUCUCUCUGUGCGCUAAAGUUGGCGGCCGAGGUCGCCAAGGCGCGGAGCAAUGAACUCACAGACGACAUCGUUGGACAACUCAUGGAUGGAGUCUCACAGUUGGCCGACCACCAGAACUCAGCCGUGCGUAAAGCGGCCAUUUUCUGCAUGGUGGCGUUUACUUUCGCGCUCGGCGAGGAGCGGAUGCAGCCGCAUUUGAAGCAUCUCUCUGUCAGCAAAUGCCGGCUAUUACAGGUGUACAUCAGCAAGCACCGCGACGAGGCGGGCGCGCCGCGCGGGCCGCCGCCCGGCACGUAGCGCCGGCGCCGCGCGCGCGCCGCCACCGCCACCGCCACUCGCGCCACGCAGACCGGGGACUAGCGCCCAGCGGCCUUUAUAAAGGACGGCGGGCACACGGGGGACCUACUUGUUAUGUCAAGUUACACUUUGGAGAGGUGAUUCGUACUUUUCAAUUUUCCUUGUUUUUUUAUCUUUCCAGCGGCCCAUCAGGAAUAAAAUUAUUCCUGAUGGGCCAUUACACGUAAAUACGCACAGUCUAUUAAUACGAUUUUGAUUAUUUAUCGAAAAUAAAGUAACUUAUUUCCGAGAAGGAUUUUUUCUAAAGUACAGUCAGCUACAGAGAGAGACCUCCCCUGCGUAGACUGAUUGUAUGCAGAGAGAAGGGGGAGGGGAUCACCUCUCUGCAGCUGACUGUACUCCCAAUUCAUGGUAAAAUCAAUAUAAAAUACCAUUCAAUAUGUUUUUGUUUUACUAUCAAACAUCCAAAUAAUUAAAAAUGUUACAUCAUUUCAUUGUAAUAAGAACACCGCAGGAUGUUUGUUUAGCAUUGAUUUUUUGUAAUAAAUAAAUAGUUUUUGGAUUAUAAAAGUAAAAUUCGAUAAAUGACUAAUCUUUAUAAACAUCAAUAUAAAAAAAUCAUUAUGAUUUACAUACACUAACAGGCUGCAUUGAAAAGUUUCUUUCUACAAACCCUAAAAUCAUAAAAACGUUAAUUUUGAAUCAAUUUAUUGACAAAAUGUAGCAAAACGUAACAAUCAACCACCCCGUUCACCCGGUCGCUGGCGCAGGGCGAGCCUUGUCAUUUGUUGAUGUGAUACUGAUUUACGAUACUAUUGCUCUAUAGCGGACACACUAUAAUACUUUGGAGUAUUGCAUAUUAUUUACUGUUAAGAAACGACCACACGUUUAAGUCGCCAUUUAUACUAUUAACAUUUUGAACGCCACGCUUAUCGCACGCGGCGCGUAAUCGUGAACCUUGUCGGUACGCAUGAAAGUUGAUAUUAGGCUGUAGCCCCGCGCGUCAUAUGACGUCUUUGGCGGUCAAAAGGUUAAAUCAAAAUGUCCUUUUAAAAAGACAAAUCAAAUUUUGAACUAUAAUGGAAGAUAAAGACGGUUCCAAAAACAAAACUGCAAAUGAAUUUUAGGACUAAGGAGUUUAUAAUAUACGUACCAUUGUAGCCCUCCGCUUUCAAGGCAAUCUUGAGAUCUGUCAAACGUGUUAAAAUGACAGGCAUCAAAACUGACUUAAGCGACGGUAACAAUAUAUUAAGUGAUCAAAAAUAUCUCAACGUACGCUUAACUAGUAAAGAAACAUUUAUCUUUUGUAUACCAUGUGUAUUGCAAAAAAAUAGUCAUUGAUUUUAACUAAAAAAAUAAUAGAUAAACCCGUAUCUUAGUUCUAGAAAAGUGUCUUGUUGAGAUAUUUAUGAACACCCUGUUCGAUUUAAAUAAAUGGCGGCUGUAACAAAAAGAUUACACUAACAACUAUGUUGUCAUAAUAAAUGUCUCGAAUAGAUCAAUGGUACUCUUAUAUUUCGACUCUGUUCGUAAUACGUUAAGGACUAUGUUUGUUUGUGUUGAAAAGUGCAAGAUUUCAUAUUUAUCAGCAAACAAAUUAUUUACAGUGUGAAAUGACUUCAUUUAGGAUCACAAGCUACUAUAUCUAACUAGCGAAAACCACAUGUUCUUCAUAAAGAACAAAUAUGUAAACUAAUAUUGUCAGAGUUGUAUCCUCCUAAGUACAGAGUUCCUUUUAAAGGAACAAAUUGAAAUCUAUUUUUGAACUAUAAUAGAAUAAAUUAAGGUUCCAAAUUCACUACAAAAAUGACUCUGGGACUUGGAGGAUAGUUUGUUUCGGGUAUAAAUAAAAAUACAGUUUCGGAGUUGAUAAAUAUGAAGUGUUGUAUUUUAUUGAUUAUGUAAUAAAAAGAAAUGUUAAUUUAUUUGAAAAUGAUUCGUAUGGCAAGGGGGAGCGCGCGUCUAGAAAUUUGUACAGAAUUGUAUUUAUAUAUGAUGUGAUUUCGGGUGACAUUGGAUGACAUAAUGCAACAUUUGCACUUUAAAAAAAAACAAGUUACGAAUAGUUUAUAUUUUUUCACUAAAAUUAAACAAUUGUUUGAUAUUUUUAAUACAAGAUUGUGUUUAUUUUUAUCGUAUAAGGUGAGAAACAGUUAGUCUUACUUGUGAGAAUUGUGUUGUCAUAAUAAUUAAAAUGAUAUAAACUGGUUAAAAAUAAUGUCAUCCAAUAUAAUCCUUAAAGGUAUUGGAUUAGGAUCGGCAAUGUCUAGUACGGUGUAUAAAAUUAUGUACAUUAGGUAUUUAACUUAACUUAUUAAUAAGGACCGGACGUUUUGUUGCAUUUUGAAAACAUAGGGCAAUGGAGCUUCUUGUUUCUUAUGAACAUUUUAUCCUCCGAAAGUCCCGGCGUCCUUUUAAAAGGACAAAAUCGAGUUUUGAACUAUAAUAUCAUAAAAAUUUAAAAAUGCAGAAAUGACCGUGGGACUUAAAGGUUAUACGUCUGUCUUGUUUAUCUUCUAUGUACUCAAAAUUAUAAUAGUAACUUGUUGUUGUCAAUAAUGACAUCAAUCGCGGUUAUCAUAACUUCUAGCCGCGCAGAGGCCAAUAAAAAGGUCUCCUAUUUCAUUGUAUUUUGAUUUUUUUUUUUUUUAUAAAUCAGAAUUGAAUUUCUCUUGGCAAGUUUUGAUCCGUGGGCGGAUAGGGGAUUGCUUAAAACGUGUAGUUUCAACGGACUAUUUUCAAGUGAUUUGUAAUACCAAUUAAAUUGUAGUGAUAAGGUUUUUUAAUUAAAGAAAUUUCACUGAUCACUAUAUGUUAUAAAAAUGCCGCGAAACGUCCGGCCCCUGUUUAUUAAAUAGUUUUUGAACGCACUUCCAAAUAUUCUGUACUUGUUUCCAAUCAACGCAGUUUUAAAUACAAUUAUUUUUCAUGUUUAAAACUGCUUGAUCGUAAACGGUGUUAGAGUAAUCCUUCAUUUGCGAAGUCAUUUUUUUAAAGUCAGAUCUAGAUAUGUUGUAAUUAAAAUAGUUUUCUACUUAAAUCACAAUAAUUAAUAGGAAACUUCCGUACAAAUAAAAUAACCACUAUAAUUUAGUUUGGGUGUGAGAUAGCAUGCAGGCAUUCUGAUUGAAAAUUGUAUAGUAGUCUCUAUAACUAAGAUUUUAUAAUAAAUAAAAAAAUCAUUUUUGAACCUAAGAAGGACCGACAUUAGUUACAACAUUUAAUAUUAUACUCUGUAUCUUUAGGUAUUUAAAUAAAAGUAAACUAACAAUUAGUACAUUUUCGGGUAGUUAUAACAUUUAUUGGUUAACCAACCAAAUACAAAAACGCCCGGAUCUGUCACUGAACGACUUGAUGUUAACCUACAUUAUUUGAUCAUGUAAUGUUUUCAUCUACCCUCAACUGGCUUAAGGAGCCUUUUGAGGGUAGAUUUCGUUUACUUUUAUUUAAAUACCUAAAGGAACAGAGAAUAGGGCUAGCACUAACACAUACAACAACCAUAUUUAUUUCUCUAUGUCUAUAGAUUAGAAAGAGAGGGGUUAUUUCACGUCAUUGAAUGAUGCUGUCGCUUUUGCUAGCCCCGAUAAAGAAAAACGAUUAGCCCUUUUUCAGGCAUAGUAAGACUUAUCGACCGUUUAGGCUUUAAAACAAUUUCAACCUUAGCAAUCCGAUUUAAGGUUCAAAUUAGAUUGAACUUUUGGACUUGGAGUUUAUAAUCUAUCACCGUGGGAUAGUAAAACCCGGCAGAUUUUAACCACGCAUUACUGAGGUCAUCGGAGCAAAAAAUGUUACAUGAGUUUUUGUCAGUCUGCAAAAAAAAACUUUUGCCAAACUUUUUUUUUACAUUGUCUGCACACGACAUGUUAUUUCUUUUUACAUCUUGGCGAUAAAAAACAUUGCAACCAAUAAGUUUUUUAUUUACAGAUAUAAAUUGCGAGUUUCCUUUAAAACAAAUGUUUGUCAGUAGGUAUGUCUACUGUGCGACAUUUUAGUUCCUAAAUGCGGUUAAGAAUACACGUUUAAAAUCUGUUGGGUUAUAUCGGCCCACGUAACGGUGUAUAGUAGUAUUUCUACUCACACAAAAAAUAAUUUUACUUGUUUCUUAAUAAUAAGAUUAAAUCAGUUUGAAAAAUACAUUUUUCACACAAAAAAACCUAAACAUCUUAAUGUACUUUCUGUAGGACAUUAGGCAUAAAGCAUGCUAUCUCAUCUGUUCGAAGAAGAGAUGAUAAAAUACAGUUUUGUACCUAUUUUAAAAAGCUUUAGUAUAAAGUUUAUAUCAGUAGGUAAUAUGGACGAUGGCUUGGCAAUGUUUAACUUGAAGGCAACUUUUUGGAAUCCAAAGCGUAGCUGAGGGUUCUAGCUGACGUACCAACUGUUUGUUGUUGGUAUUUUAAUGUUAGAAUGUCUCUCAAGUUGCCUUAGAGUAUCGCUUGUGUAAGCUUGCCUUGAAGCGUGGAUAUGGUUGUUUACAUUAAAAACAUCGACAGUGACGUUACCUUAACGCUUUUCUUUACAUUAAAAAAAACGUAAAGGCACAAAAUAAUUAACAGCAAAAAUUUAAAAAUAUUUCAAAAAAGUUACGUUAAGAAAAGGGUAAGAAUAUGAACAUGAAUUUUGAAUAUAGAUACAUAUGACGUAAAAUGAAAAAUGCCUUAUACAGACUAAUGUUUUGUUACACUCUAGUACAAUCUAUUAUGGUCUCUAAGAGCGAGUCGCUAAGUUGAUAUUAGCUUGUUCCGUGUGCGUUAGAUUUUAUCAAUAUGUUAACUGAUAUAUGUGAAUUUAUGUAAAGUGCUGCAAGCAUUGAACUAUUAUUACUAUGUAUAGAACCAGUAUUUUGCGCCAUGAAUUGUUGUUUUGACAACAAACCAAGCGGAGCGUGAAUCUGGCGACCUAAACGCGUAAGCGCCAUGAAUCUUACGGCGCUUACGACAUUUUGGUCGCGCGGUACAAGUUGCGAUUGCGAGAGUUUAUUUGUUUGGUAUGGCUUCUCUACAGUAAUAAUAAUUAGCCGGGUCCACACAGAGCAAGCAUACGCGCGAGGAAAUUUCCUCAGGCCAGUGUAGCGCGCAGCCUCGGCCGAGGAAAACGCGCACGCCGCCUCGGCCGAGGCACGUCUACACUGGCCGUAUUGUGCGUGAGGAAAUCGCCUCGCGCGUAUGCUCGCUCGGUGUUGACCCAGCUAUCCAAUGGCUACAAGAUGCAUAUUUACUUUAUAAUAAUGUCCGAUAAGGGCAUAGACAAAUAAAUGAUAGAAGCAAAGAGUUGUGAUCAAUAUUGUAUACGUAGUUUUGACAGCUGAAUUAGAUGACGUUGACGUCACGACAAAACGCAAUAUUUGUGGUAAAAAUACUGUCACUGGUGUCUUCUUUUAAUAUGCCAGAUGUUUAUAAACCUGGGAAUUAUAUAUAAAUAUGAGGGUGGAGCAGAAAAAACCUUAAUGAAAAGAAAUUUUCAGAUAUGCGAAGUCACAAAAUUCACAUGUAUCAGUAGUUUGCAGUUGUACGCAUUAUGACAGAUGGCGCCGCGGGCCGUGCCUUCAUGCCAAAAAUCGUUGGUUAUUGUUUGAAAAAAUUACUGUUUGUCUGUCUGUUGCUUGUUGUAUCGAAGACAAUUAUCACUGAUCGUGAAAAUAGAUACACAAAUUUAAAGACAUGUAUCAUAUAUGAUACAACAUGGAUACUUAUCACGUGUAUCAUAUAUGAUACAUGCAGGUAACAGGGUAAGAUUUACUAAUUGAUUGAUUGGUUAAUUAGAUGAUGAUUAAUAUGAUGAAACUAAGUUUGUAUUAAUAUGACUUGUUCUUAAUCGUUGUCAUUCCACGGUUCUGUUACAUACCCUCAUCAGUGUAUACAGUGGCUUUAUGUAAUACAUAUAAUAAGUAGAAACUUUUGGUGCUAAUAUUUUUUUUACUAAAACGUUUCUCCUAGUUUUCGAUACAACAAGUUACAACUACAGAUACGUUCUUACUGUAGAAAUCGUUUGUAUUUAUGUAAGUUAUCAUGUACAUUUCUAACAUUGAACAGAAUUCGUUUUUUUAAGCUUGGUAAACUAUGUGACGGGGACACGCUAUAAUUAAUUUGUUUUACAGUCGCCAUCAGAUAUAUCGGAGCGAACAAGGUGUUCAAAAAUAUCUGAGCAUGGACUUUAAUCUUAAUAAUAGAGGCUUCGUUCAAAUAUUGUACCUUAGCUGCUCUUAUAUAUUUAUGACUGCACAUCAGGAAAAAAAUCCGAAAGUCGUACCAUGGUAGAGUAAGACCAAGAGCACAGACGUUCAAGUGUUAUUUAAACGCCAUAAUUUAAUAGAAGUUUGACAUUUCAAAUAACACUGUCUGUCUAUGCUAUAAAAAUCGUUGCAGAGUUCUCUUGGUCCAACUGUACUUUACAUUUGUGCCUUUCAUAACAUUUUGUAUUUUCAAGUGAAUCGUUUAUAUAGUUUACCUGGCUCGAGUCAUGUAGCAAGAUUAAUUAUAUUGCAAGUAAUAAUAGUUUUAAGAUCAGUUUUAUGUUAUAUGUUGAAAGAAGGAUGUUAUCUGCAAAAGGCGGCGAAGGCUAGCAUCACAAUAUGUAUUUUAAAAUCAGACAAUCUAAUAUUCUCAUAUUUCUUACUAUUCCUGAAAAGCGGGAAUAACUUACAUAAUUUAGCAAAGUAUAAAUCCAUGUCAUAGUGACAUUAUAUUAUUAUACCUAGUGUGCCGUCGGAAAGUUUACAAAAACGCAAAGUUUUCACUAGGACACAUUUCUGAAACUUCUCAUAUAUUUGUACAGCAAUCGAAAUUUCCAUUUCGAAAUGGAAGUUCCUUUGUUUCCUGUAUUUUUUUCUGACAUUUCCGAAAGUUCCAACUUUUUGGAAACUUUCCGUAACCUGUAAGCAGUCAUGGUGGCCUUUGCACGCCUGCAACUGGAGAGGUGUUACAUGCGCGUUGUCUAACCUUUAAAAACCUGAACAGUUUUUUUUAAAACCUCGUACUAGAGACUAGACUCUCGAGAAAAUCAUACUAGGAAGAACACUCUUAAGUGAUCAAUUGUAAGUCUUAUUGAAAUCAUUAUAAGGUCUAUGUAUGGUCACUCAUGAGCUCCUUUUAACAUAUGACAUGAACUAUCUCUUUUUAAUUCCAAUUAUUUAACCCCUCUUUCAAUUCUAAUGCUUUAACAUUUAGAUAAAUAUUUUUUUACACAAAUUGUAUGUUCUGAUCAAUAGUUUCAUAUAAUGCUGGCUUUUAACAUAUUUUCUGUCACACUGACAGAUAUUUAAAAUACAAUAUGUAUCAUAUAUGAUACACUACAUGUAGAUAUGUAUCAUAUAUGGGACUACACGAAUGUAGAAAUGUGUAUACAGCGGGAAAUAUGUUAAUAUUGGUAGCAAUAAAGUAUCUUUUGGUUUGCAAAACACGUUGCUUAUUAUAUGUAUGUUAUGCAGAACCAGUGUGUAGAUUUUUUUUUGUUUGAAGAAUCUCUGAAAAGCUGUUGGAUAAUUUGCGUAUGCAUUGAAAUCUGUUAUAUAUUAUAAGUUUGGAAGUUUCUACAUGUUUGUAGUUAUUUUUAUGGUAUCAUUAUACAAGAAUGAAUCGCCAGAAUGUAAAUGAGAUUACAAAAAAAAAACUUAUUUGUAGAAAUAAAGACAUUAUGGUUCUCUACAUCUGAGGAAAAAGCAUAGAGUAAAAUAGUAUUGAUUCUUAUAUAAUGAAGCUUUUUAAAAACCCGUACUAGUUAACAUAUACAAGAAGAAGGGAUAUUUCAAGUACCAUCUAGCCGCCCAAAUGCCUAUAAAAAGGACUUCCAUUCCAUUUAGCUUUUUGACAAAUCAAGAUUAGGUUUCUCUUGGCAAGUUUUGAUUUGUGGGUGACUAGGGUUUGUAAUUUACAGUUUCUUGUGACGUGAUGAUUCAAUAUUGACUUAUGUAAUUAUUAUUUUUUUAUUCUUGGCCUUUGAAUGUAUGUAUCAUAUAUGCAACAAGGCGAGAUUCUUGUGAAAAUGGCAGGUCACUAGUAUAAGGUUUUGUGAUAUUGGCAUUUUAUUCCUUGUGAUAUAAGUUUUGAUGUACUCGAAAUAUUCCUUCUGAUAGGGAAAGAUAGAAUACGAUUCAAUUACGUAUAUAAUCCGUAACUAUGGACGAUAUCAUUUAAUUUAAAAAGUGAUAUUAUUGUUUUAAAAUAUUGUAUCGUCAGCCUUAUAACGUUGUUUUCUUCGUAAGGGUUUUUAAAAUAACUAUGAAAAAACUUCUAAAACCUUUUCAAUGCAACAUCUGGAAGUGGUUUGGAUAGUUAUAUGUUACUGUAUUUAAUUGUGUAAAAUUGCAUUUAUAAGGUAAAUCGCUUGAAAGCUGUGUCAAAUAUUACCCGUAAUUAAUGUAUUAAUUAUUAAUUGAUUCAUGUACGAUAGUUAUGAAUAAAAUGAUUUUUAAGCCUU